This is a messenger RNA of Rotaria sordida, 426 nucleotides long. Lineage: Eukaryota; Metazoa; Rotifera; Eurotatoria; Philodinida; Philodinidae. The record is from the annotation of a GenBank genome assembly.
AUGGUUGAUCGUAACUAUAAUGCACGAAUCAUAUAUGGACAACUUGCUCCAAUUAUUGAAAAUCCUUUCAGAAAUGGUUCAAUUCAAUGUUAUAACAUGAAAAAUGAAAUAGUUACAUGCUCAUCUGAUCAAAUGUGCUCUAUAGUUUAUGAUCAACGAGAAGAUAUAGUCAGAUCACGUGAUUGUGAGGAAAAUUAUAAGCCCGGAGUUUAUGUUUUUGAUGGCGAACAUCAUUCAACAUUUGAUAUUGAAUGUAAUCGUAAUUUAUGCAAUACUGAUGAAACACUUUCACAAGUUAAAAAUAUAUUCAACAAUCAUGGUUUAACAGAUGCUAACGGACGACGAAUUGCUGAUGGAAAUAAAAAAAUGGUUUCUUCUUUCUUAAUGACAUUAGCUAUGAUUUUCAUUAUUUUUUAUCAUUUUUAA